ACAUUCGAAAGGCGUCGUUUGGCUAAAGAAAGAUCUCAAAAUACAACUGGAGUGGAACUGGAGACAAACCAUACCAACAAAGACAUUGAAAUGACGUUACCUCACGUGACCAAAGGGGACCAUAAUUACAAACCAAGUAAGGAGUAUGGACAACUUGCAUGUUAGACUAAAUUUUAAUCUAAGUAAAGAGAAGGGAAUCGAACACCACAGCUAAAAAGAACAUAAUGAAAUUAGUAAAAUUGCAAAAGUAAAAUUUAGAAAGGUUACUAACUGUGUAAACUACAAAAUAAAUCUAAAACAAAGCAAGCAAUUUAAGAGUUUAGGUUCUGAACACUUUUCAACAUUGAAAAAAAUCGCCUUGUAUAAUAAAACGAAACUUUUAACUUAAACAUACUGAAGUUGUGGGUGAUCAGGUUUAGGUUUCUGCCAGUCAAAUAUAUUCCUCGGAAUCUAGGAAAUGUCAUGAGAGUUUAGAUUUAAAAAUGUUCAGGGUGUGUGAGAUGCUGUCUUUCUUUCAUCUAGCAAAGUUUGAAGGAUCCCUCGGUAAGGUUUCCGUUGGCUCAGUCUUCCACCCUCGUGAAGUUGUUCAG
Messenger RNA from Paramuricea clavata, 590 nucleotides. NCBI's taxonomy places the organism in Eukaryota, Metazoa, Cnidaria, Anthozoa, Malacalcyonacea, Plexauridae. The record is from the annotation of a GenBank genome assembly.